GUAACGGCUUUGUCUCGGAGUUGCCAACCGGAUGCAUGACUACCAGCUCCAAGGAGCUGGACCCUUCGGAGGGAAGUUUGGUGCGAGGGCUGAUGCCCCAGCACAUAACGUCGCCCCAACAUCACCACAGCACCCACCAUUCCUCGCCCACGAUGCCCAUGCACUCCACCACGUCUCAAAGUAGCAACCACCACGAAGACAAGGCAUCCUCUGCCUCGGGGAUUCACAGUUCGACCAACAGCAAAGCGUCCACGCCGAGCGCACCGUCGACUCCAACGACAGGGACCGAUGGUUCCGUGGUUUCCGGUAGCAAUGGUACCACGUCCUCAAAGACCCUGUGCAAACCCCCCUACAGUUACGUGGCCCUCAUCGCCAUGGCCAUCCAGAACAGCGUCCACAAACGGGCUACUUUAAGUGAAAUAUACACCUACAUUACCACCAAAUUCCCCUAUUUCGAGAAGAACAAGAAAGGCUGGCAGAACUCCAUUCGCCACAAUCUCUCGUUGAACGAGUGCUUCGUUAAAGUCCCUCGAGAUGGAGGAGGAGAAAGAAAAGGGAAUUUCUGGAUCCUCGAUGGGAACUACGACGACAUGUUCGAAAAUGGGAACUACAGAAGACGCAAACGGAUGAAGCGGCCGUACAGAAGCGCACCAUACCAUAAGUCACUUUACAGCGACACUUUCCCAACGCAUUUACAUUUCAGCUCUGCAAAAACUAUUUUCGCAGCGCAUUCGCCGCCAUCGUACCCCGCUUACUCUAGAUACGAUCCUAGUGCAUGGAAUAUUCAACAGCAGCAAUUAGCUUACAGCCCAUGUCAACCGCUGCAACCGCAACCUAUGCAACCCAUGCAAAUCCCGACCAUGAACGGAUAUGGCCAGCUUAGUACUCUAACGUUUCAAGGCAAUUACCUGGAUGUUCCAGGGACUACUGGUUCGCCAGGUGCGAUGAGCGGCGGCUCUUUCGGCACUAGCUUCUCGACUUGCGGAAGGAGUCACGAUGUAGCAAUGUCGGCUGACAUGAUGCCAACGAGGUGUCCCUCGUACUAUCCUGAAGUAAGCGUAAAAGAAGAACCAGGGACCCCGACGGUGACCACUGGUGGCGUCGGGACGAUGGGAAUCGGCGGCGCCAUGAUGGGUCCGUCGAUAGCUGCGAGUGUAGCUUCAACCGGCUACACGACCGUUGAUUUCCAAACGCAAAUUCGUCGCAGAUAAAUCCCAGACGAAAUUCCAAGACGAGAACAGAACAGAACGAGAAACCAGCCACUGACCAUCGAGGAAAGCGGAUCUUCAACUGGCAUCGCUGGGUCUAUCGGACGUUCAACUGCACUAGAAAAGCAACUAUUUCUUGCCUCUUUGGUCUAGACUGGGUCUAAAUUCUUCCGAAACGAGUCUUUGCGAUCGCUCUGGCCGAUCGGUUUUCGUACACGGCAAAAACAUUCGUGUUCUUUCUCGUAGAUGGAUAAAGGACGGAAGAGGUUAAGAACGAGCUAAAUGGCCGAGUCGCGACGACUCGCAUUUUACGAUUAAACGUUUUCUCGGUCGCAGUAUUCUGCUGCCAAUUGUUGCGAAAGACCUCUCGUGAUGGCGGGAUGUCUUCGAGGUGAAAUCUUGGCGAAAGCGAUUUUCUGCACGCCACGCUGGAGCGUGCGUACGCGAUAGCGUGGGUGCGUAGUACGACGAUAGGAGCUCUGUAUGAUCCUGUACAUUAGAAUACUUCGUUAGGAAUAAGCCUCGACAAGAGUGAGAAAAAUCGACAAAAUAGUAUUCGAGUAAAGCGCAGUUGAUGAUAAAUAGCAGGAGACGUAGAAAAGAACGAACUACGACUUAACAAUUGGUUUUCAACCGGGAACUGUCAUCGUUUUAAAAUCGAGUCAUUGUACGUUUGAUAGACGCUUUGCGUAAACUAAGAUAGAUAUACCCACAGCGCUGAUAGAGUACUAUUUUGAAUUAUGUUUACAGAACAUGACACAACGUGCGCGUGGAGGUGGUUAUUUAUCAUUUAGAAUAGCUCACUUACCUAGCUCUUGUAAUUAGUUCGGCCAAUUAUAUCGUCGAAAAUGCACGCAGGAGCGUUAGGUCGUGAGGAAAAUAAGAAUGUUCAGCGCGCACAAUGCUAUAUUUCUUUUUACGUUCUUUCGGCUCGAGCUUCUUCCUUGAUCUUUGUCACGCGAGAUUGCGAUUCGACGAAGGUAAUCGCGUAGCUCGCGCAAUGCCACCGUCACGAUAACGAUAAGGGUAUCGAAUGCAUUCAUUGAUGAAUUAAUAGUUGAUUAAUAAAUCUCCGUUAUUUAUCGUCGGCUAAUCGUCUCGUUAUUACUCCUACCACGCGACACAUGAGCAGCGGCCGUGUUGCUUAUCCAUAUAUUUUGCACUUAAUUCCUGUAACUUGUCAUUGUUAUAAAUCGAUCGUGUUGUUUCUUCCGAA
Orussus abietinus is the source of this 2424-nucleotide messenger RNA. Its product is annotated as forkhead box protein L1. Gene Ontology annotation, molecular function: RNA polymerase II cis-regulatory region sequence-specific DNA binding; DNA-binding transcription factor activity, RNA polymerase II-specific. Gene Ontology annotation, biological process: regulation of transcription by RNA polymerase II; cell differentiation; anatomical structure morphogenesis. The record is from RefSeq and is a predicted model, not a curated record. NCBI's taxonomy places the organism in Eukaryota, Metazoa, Arthropoda, Insecta, Hymenoptera, Orussidae.